CAUACUUCUGCGCUUUCCCUGAAAGUGGAGCAUUGGCAACUGCCGUCAAAAAGCUCCCCGUGCUUCUUCAGCUCUGCUACUAGCACCAAACUGUCUAAUUCUGUCUGGAGGGACUUGGAGACAGCCCUGAAGACAAGUUUAAAAGGGACCCAGUGACACCCUGCUGUCACAUCUGGUGUCAUGAAGCCACUUAUUAGUAGCCCAUUUACAAUCACUUUCUUAGUCCCAUCAAUAGUGUAUGCUCUUCCAGAAACCUGUCUGUCUUGGAAGGAGGGAGAACACUGCUGAAGGCUUCAAUAACUGGCAAGGGAAACUGACGUUAAAAUAUAAAUGACACACUGGACACUACAGUCUUCCAGACAGGAUUAAUCUGUUAACGAUUCUGAUGUGAAGGUGUCAUUGAUGCAUUAAGGACAGUGGUGAUACAAGUACAGAGCCUGAAUUUCUGUGGGAGAAGGAUCAUCACUAAGUAGUUUCAAUCUCUUUGCACAUGGAGGAGAGUCACCAAUUGACAGGAUGGAUACAUUUCGCCUCACUGACAUAUGGUUUGCUCUAUGCUUCUUGGACACUGAAGAAAACCUGUAAUUAAGGACUCGUCUGGGUGACAGCAUAUGAAAUCACUAGGAGUUAGUGGUCUGCAAAUAUUGAAUGGCGUAUCUACUCAGCAAACAACUGAACUGGUAGACUGAGUUUAACACAUGUCCAGGUUAAAAUUGCAUUCUUCAAGGAGUAUUUGAUGGGUUAUUCCUAGAUACUUCAAAAAGGUAAAUUAAAAAAUUAUUCCAAUCUGAUCACCACACAAACACUGUUACUUUAAUGUUGAAGACGCAGACAAAAGUGCCAUGGAUGUGAAAGAGAGAAAACCAUACCGAUCUCUGACCAGGCGCCGUGACACCGAGCGACGCUACACUAGCUCCUCGGCAGAGAGCGAAGACAGCAAAAUACCGCAAAAGUCCUACAGCUCCAGUGAGACGCUGAAGGCUUACGAUCAAGACUCCAGGCUGACCUACAGCAAUCGGGUCAAAGACAUGGUGCACCAGGAGGCUGAUGAAUUCUGCCGAACGGGAGCCAACUUCUCUUUGCGAGAGCUGGGCCUCGACGACGCCAUGCCCACACACGGGACUUUAUACAGGACUGAUAUAGGGCUGCCUCACUGCGGCUACUCCAUCAGUGCUGGCUCAGAUGCUGACACUGAGGCAGAUGUCGUCAUGUCGCCAGAGCACCCGGUGAGGCUCUGGGGACGCAAUACCAAGUCAGGCCGCAGCUCCUGUCUCUCAAGCCGAGCCAACUCCAACCUCACGCUCACCGAUACGGAACACGAAAACACUGAAACUGGUCCUCCUUUGCAUUGUUCAUCCGCUUCAUCAACCCCUAUUGAGCAGUCCCCCUCCCCUCCCCCUCCCCCUGCAGCCAAUGAGAGCCAGAGAAGGUUGCUAGGCAAUGGUGUGGCCCAGCCAACCCAGGACUCUGACUCUGAGGAAGAGUUUGUCCCUAAUUCAUUCUUAGUUAAAAGUGGCUCUGGAAACCUCUGUGUACCUGCCAAUGAUCACCCUCCAGGUCUUCAGAACCAUUCAAGACUUCGAACUCCUCCACCUCCACUACCACACGCUCACACGCCAAAUCAGCAUCAAGCAGCCUCAAUCAACUCCCUAAACAGAGGGAACUUCACGCCACGUAGCAACCCCAGCCCUGCUCCUACUGACCACUCUCUUUCUGGAGAGCACCCUGCCAGCACCCAAGAGCCAGCCCAUGCUCAGGACAACUGGUUACUCAACAGCAACAUCCCACUGGAGACUAGAAACAUAGCAAAGCAGACAUUCCUAGAGACAUUGCAGGACAACCUCAUUGAGAUGGACAUUCUCACCUCCUCCCGACAUGACGGUGCUUACAAUGAUGGGCACUUCCUGUUUAAACCCGGAGGCACCUCUCCCCUCUUCUGUACAACAUCGCCGGGAUAUCCCCUGACGUCCAGCACUGUGUACUCACCUCCCCCUAGACCCCUUCCCAGAAGUACCUUCUCUAGGCCUGCCUUUAAUCUGAAGAAACCCUAUAAGUACUGUAACUGGAAAUGUGCUGCUCUGAGUGCCAUUAUCAUCUCAGUCACGCUGGUGAUCCUGCUUGCUUAUUUUAUCGCCAUGCACCUGUUUGGCCUAAACUGGCACCUGCAGCCGAUGGAAGGGCAGAUGUAUGAGAUCACGGAAGACACAGCCAGCAGUUGGCCAGUGCCAACGGACGUCUCCUUAUAUCCCUCGGGGGGCACAGGGUUAGAGUUACCUGACAGGAAAGGCAAAGGAUCCAGUGAAGGAAAGCCCCGUAGUUUCUUUCCGGAGGACAGUUUUAUAGACUCUGGAGAAAUUGAUGUUGGACGACGAGCCACACAGAAGAUUCCUCCUGGUAUCUUUUGGAGAUCUCAAGUGUUCAUUGACCAUCCAGUGCAUCUGAAAUUCAAUGUGUCUUUAGGAAAGGCCGCUCUGGUUGGGAUUUAUGGCAGGAAAGGCCUUCCUCCUUCACAUACCCAGUUUGACUUUGUUGAGCUCCUUGAUGGGAGACGGCUACUUACCCAGGAGGUGAGGAGUCUGGAAGGAUCUCAGCGGCAACCUAGAGGCUUUGUGCCAAUGUCCAGUCAUGAGACGGGGUUUAUCCAGUAUUUGGAUACAGGAAUAUGGCAUCUGGCCUUCUACAAUGAUGGCAAAGAGUCCGAGGUGGUUUCUUUUCUUACCACUGCCAUCGAAUCAGUGGAUAAUUGUCCCAGUAACUGCUACGGGAAUGGAGACUGUGUUUCUGGGACCUGCCAUUGCUUCCUCGGCUUUCUGGGUCCCGACUGCGGCAGAGCAUCUUGUCCAGUACUGUGCAGUGGAAAUGGUCAGUACAUGAAAGGGCGAUGUUUAUGCCACAGUGGUUGGAAAGGGGCAGAAUGUGAUGUUCCAACAAACCAGUGCAUUGAUGUAUCCUGCAAUAAUCAUGGCACAUGCAUCAUGGGGACCUGUAUCUGCAAUCCAGGGUACAAGGGGGAGAGCUGCGAAGAAGUGGACUGCAUGGAUCCCACUUGUUCUGGGCGAGGAGUGUGCGUACGGGGAGAAUGUCACUGUUCCGUUGGCUGGGGAGGAACGAAUUGCGAGACACCAAGAGCUACCUGUUUGGACCAGUGCUCCGGACAUGGGACCUUUCUGCCUGAUACCGGGCUCUGCAGCUGCGAUCCUAACUGGACCGGACACGAUUGCUCAAUCGAGAUUUGUGCAGCGGAUUGCGGAGGGCACGGCAUCUGUGUCGGAGGCACCUGCCGCUGCGAGGAGGGAUGGAUGGGCGCAGCCUGUGAUCAGCGGGCGUGUCACCCACGCUGCAAUGAGCAUGGGACAUGUCGGGAUGGCAAGUGUGAAUGCAGCCCGGGCUGGAAUGGAGAGCACUGCACUAUUGCUCACUAUCUGGAUAAGGUAGUGAAAGAGGGGUGCCCUGGACUGUGUCAUGGCAAUGGCAGAUGCACUCUGGACAUGAAUGGCUGGCACUGUGUCUGCCAGCUGGGCUGGAGAGGAGCGGGCUGUGAUACUUCCAUGGAGACAGCAUGCGGCGAUGGAAAAGACAACGAUGGAGAUGGCUUGGUGGACUGUAUGGACCCAGAUUGCUGCUUGCAGCCUUUGUGCCAUGUUAACCCACUGUGCCUGGGCUCACCUGACCCCCUGGAUAUCAUACAGGAGACUCAAACCCCCACAUCCCAACAGAACUUGCACUCUUUCUAUGAUCGAAUCAAGUUCCUGAUUGGCAAGGACAGCACUCACAUCAUCGCGGGAGAGAAUCCAUUUGAUGGAGGCCAUGCGUGUGUGAUUCGAGGUCAGGUGAUAACAUCAGAUGGAACCCCUCUAGUUGGAGUGAACAUCAGUUUUGCCAACAAUCCUCUUUUUGGAUACACAAUCAGCAGGCAAGAUGGCAGCUUUGAUCUCGUCACUAAUGGUGGGAUUUCCAUUAUCUUACACUUUGAGCGGGCUCCCUUCAUCACUCAGGAACACACGCUCUGGCUGCCCUGGGAUCGCUUUUUUGUAAUGGAAACCAUAGUCAUGAGGCAUGAAGAGAAUGAGAUUCCAAGCUGUGAUCUCAGCAACUUUGCCCGUCCCAACCCCGUGGUCUCCCCGUCCCCCCUGACAGCAUUUGCAAGUUCCUGUACGGAGAAAGGCCCCAUUGUUCCAGAAAUUCAGGCCCUGCAAGAGGAGAUUAACGUUGCUGGCAGCAAACUAAAGCUGAGCUACCUGAGCAGCCGCACGGCUGGCUAUAAGUCAGUCUUAAGGAUCAGCAUGACUCAUCCCACCAUCCCCUUCAACCUCAUGAAAGUCCACCUUAUGGUUGCUGUAGAAGGACGCCUCUUUAGAAAGUGGUUUGCAGCUGCCCCGGACCUCUCCUAUUAUUUCAUCUGGGACAAGACGGAUGUCUACAGCCAGAAAGUGUACGGACUGUCAGAAGCCUUUGUUUCCGUGGGCUAUGAAUAUGAAUCAUGUCCUGAUCUGAUCCUGUGGGAGAAGAGGACGGCAGUCCUUCAGGGUUAUGAAAUUGACGCUUCCAAACUUGGAGGAUGGUCCCUGGACAAACACCAUGCCCUCAACAUACAGACUGGCAUCUUGCAUAAAGGAAAUGGGGAAAACCAAUUUGUCUCUCAGCAGCCACCUGUCAUAGGAAGCAUUAUGGGCAAUGGACGCAGGCGUAGCAUUUCCUGUCCGAGCUGUAAUGGCCUUGCAGAUGGGAACAAGCUCCUGGCUCCUGUUGCCCUAACAUGCGGGUCUGAUGGAAGCCUUUAUGUUGGAGACUUCAACUACAUCCGAAGGAUCUUUCCCUCUGGGAAUGUCACCAAUAUACUGGAGCUCAGAAAUAAAGAUUUCAGACAUAGCCACAGCCCAGCUCACAAGUAUUACCUGACAUCAGACCCAAUCACUGGCUCCAUCUACCUCUCUGACACUAACAGCCGACGCAUCUAUAAGAUCAAGUCGACCUCCGUCGUGAAGGAUGUUGUCAAGAAUUCGGAGGUGGUGGCAGGGACUGGGGAUCAGUGCCUUCCCUUUGAUGAAACCCGCUGUGGAGAUGGGGGCAAAGGCACCGAAGCAACACUCACUAACCCCAGGGGCAUCACUGUGGACAAGUUUGGGUUGAUUUACUUUGUAGAUGGCACCAUGAUCAGACGUAUUGACCAGAAUGGGAUUAUCUCAACCAUGCUGGGCUCCAAUGACUUGACAUCUGCCAGGCCUCUCAGCUGUGACUCCGCCAUGGACAUUUCUCAGGUUCGUCUAGAGUGGCCCACAGAUCUGGCAGUCAACCCGAUGGAUAAUUCCCUGUAUGUUCUCGACAAUAACGUUGUGUUGCAGAUCUCUGAAAAUCACCAAGUGCGCAUUGUGGCCGGAAGGCCUAUGCACUGCCAGGUCCCAGGCAUUGAUCACUUCCUCCUCAGCAAAGUGGCAAUACAUGCAACUUUGGAAUCUGCCACGGCUUUGGCCGUCUCCCAUAAUGGGGUCCUGUAUAUCUCUGAGACCGACGAGAAGAAGAUCAACCGCAUCAGGCAGGUCACCACCAAUGGGGAAAUCUCACUUGUUGCUGGUGCACCAAGCAGCUGUGACUGCAAGAAUGAUGCCAACUGUGACUGCUUCUCUGGGGAUGAUGGCUACGCAAAGGAUGCCAAGCUAAAUGCCCCUUCCUCCCUAGCCGUGUGCGCAGAUGGGGAGUUGUAUGUUGCUGACCUUGGAAACAUCCGAAUCCGCUUUAUUCGGAAAAACAAGCCAUACCUCAACACACAGAACUUAUAUGAGUUGUCCUCUCCUAUAGACCAGGAACUCUACUUGUUUGACACCAGCGGUAAACACCUUUAUACCCAGAGCCUACCCACAGGAGAUUACCUUUACAAUUUUACCUACACCGGAGAUGGAGACAUAACCUUGAUCACUGAUAACAAUGGUAACUUAGUCAAUGUCCGGAGAGAUUCUACUGGGAUGCCACUCUGGCUGGUAGUGCCAGACGGCCAGGUCUACUGGGUGACAAUUGGCACCAAUAGCGCCCUCAAGAGCGUGACAGCACAAGGGCAUGAAGUGGGUAUGAUGACGUACCAUGGCAACUCUGGUCUUCUUGCCACCAAGACCAAUGAAAACGGAUGGACAACAUUUUAUGAGUACGACAGCUUUGGCCGCCUGACCAACGUCACCUUCCCCACAGGCCAAGUCAGCAGCUUCCGCAGCGAUACCGACAGCUCAGUGCACGUCCAGGUAGAAACCUCCAGCAAGGACGACGUUACCAUAACAACCAAUCUGUCAGCAUCAGGCGCUUUCUACACCCUCCUGCAAGACCAAGUCCGAAACAGCUACUACAUCGGCGCUGAUGGCUCUCUCAGGCUGAUGCUUGCUAACGGCAUGGAGGUAGCACUGCAGACUGAACCCCACCUGCUGGCUGGCACCGUGAACCCGACAGUGGGGAAGAGGAACGUGACCCUGCCCAUCGACAAUGGCCUCAAUCUGGUUGAGUGGAGGCAGCGGAAGGAACAAGCUAGAGGGCAGGUCACUGUCUUUGGACGCAGGCUGAGGGUUCAUAACAGAAACCUGCUGUCCCUCGACUUUGAUCGUGUGACAAGAACAGAAAAAAUCUAUGAUGACCAUCGCAAGUUCACUCUACGGAUCCUGUAUGACCAAGCAGGCAGACCUAGCCUCUGGUCUCCUAGCAGCAGGUUGAAUGGAGUUAACGUGACUUAUUCCCCAGGGGGACACAUUGCAGGGAUCCAGAGGGGAACUAUGUCAGAAAGGAUGGAAUACGAUCAGGCUGGCAGAAUUAUAUCCAGGAUUUUUGCUGACGGAAAAUCAUGGAGCUACACUUACUUGGAGAAGUCCAUGGUGCUGCUUCUCCACAGCCAGAGACAAUACAUCUUUGAGUUUGAUAAGAAUGAUCGAUUGUCAUCAGUCACCAUGCCCAAUGUCGCCCGGCAGACCUUAGAAACCAUCCGGUCCAUUGGAUACUACAGGAACAUCUACCGGCCUCCAGAGGGCAACGCCUCAGUCAUUCAGGAUUUCACUGAGGAAGGGCAGCUCCUUCACACCUUCUACCUGGGAACAGGGAGGCGUGUCAUCUACAAGUAUGGCAAGCUGUCCAAGCUAGCUGAAAUGCUCUAUGACACCACUAAGAUUGGCUUCACCUACGAUGAAACUGCUGGUAUGUUGAAGACAAUAAACCUGCAGAAUGAAGGGUUCACCUGUACUAUCAGAUACAGGCAGAUAGGCCCACUCAUCGACCGCCAGAUUUUCCGCUUCACUGAGGAAGGCAUGGUGAAUGCACGCUUCGACUACAAUUAUGAUAACAGCUUCAGGGUGACCAGCAUGCAAGCAGUGAUCAACGAGACACCGUUACCCAUCGAUCUCUACAGAUACGAUGAUGUGUCAGGCAAAACGGAGCAAUUUGGUAAAUUUGGGGUCAUCUACUAUGACAUCAAUCAGAUUAUCACCACUGCCGUCAUGACUCACACUAAGCACUUUGACGCCUAUGGCAGGAUGAAGGAGGUCCAGUAUGAAAUAUUCAGGUCACUCAUGUACUGGAUGACUGUGCAGUACGACAACAUGGGGAGAGUGGUGAAGAAGGAGUUGAAGGUCGGACCAUAUGCAAACACGUCAAGGUACUCUUAUGAGUACGAUGCUGAUGGCCAGCUGCAGACAGUGUCUAUCAAUGACAAACCACUCUGGCGUUACAGUUAUGACCUCAAUGGAAACCUCCAUUUGUUGAGUCCUGGGAACAGUGCCCGUCUUACCCCCCUAAGGUAUGACCUCAGGGACAGGAUUACGAGAUUGGGGGAUGUGCAGUACAAAAUGGAUGAAGAUGGCUUCCUGAGACAAAGGGGAAAUGACAUUUUUGAGUACAACUCAGCAGGCCUGCUCAUUAAAGCAUACAGUAAAGCAAGCGGAUGGAGCGUAAAAUAUCGCUAUGAUGGUCUCGGAAGAAGAGUUUCUAGCAAAACUGCCCAUGGCCACCAUUUACAGUUCUUCUAUGCAGACCUGACCAACCCCACUAAGGUCACCCAUUUGUACAACCAUUCAAGUUCCGAGAUCACCUCCCUUUACUAUGAUCUCCAAGGCCACCUCUUUGCCAUGGAGCUCAGCAGCGGAGAUGAGUUCUACAUAGCCUGUGAUAACAUCGGGACCCCUCUGGCAGUCUUCAGCGGAACGGGCUUAAUGAUCAAGCAGAUACUGUACACAGCAUACGGGGAGAUCUACAUGGACACCAAUCCCAAUUUCCAGGUCAUCAUCGGAUACCAUGGAGGUCUGUACGACCCCCUCACUAAACUCAUCCACAUGGGGCGGCGAGACUAUGAUGUGUUAGCUGGGCGGUGGACAAGCCCAGACCACGAUAUGUGGAAACAUCUGAGCAGCAACAACAUAAUGCCUUUCAACCUUUAUAUGUUCAAAAACAACAACCCUAUUAGCAACGCUCAGGAUAUCAAAUGUUACAUGACAGAUGUCAACAGCUGGCUGCUUACCUUUGGUUUCCAACUACACAAUGUUAUCCCGGGAUAUCCCAAGCCAGAUACGGAUGCAAUGGAGCCAUCAUAUGAGCUUAUCCACACGCAGAUGAAAACCCAAGAGUGGGACAAUAGCAAGUCAAUCUUGGGAGUGCAGUGUGAAGUGCAGAAACAGCUGAAAGCCUUCGUCACCCUAGAGCGCUUUGAACAGAUCUACAGUUCCAGCAUCGCCGGGUGCCGGCAGCUCAAGGAGAACAAGAACUUUGCCUCGGGAGGAUCUGUCUUCGGCAAAGGGGUCAAGUUUGCCAUGAAGGAUGGGCGUGUGGCCACUGACAUCAUCAGUCUGGCCAACGAGGAUGGACGCCGGAUCGCAGCUAUUCUGAACAACGCCCACUACCUGGAGAACUUGCACUUCACCAUAGAGGGAGUGGACACACAUUAUUUCGUUAAGCAAGGGCCGUCAGAAAGCGACUUGUCCAUACUGGGCCUCAGUGGCGGGCGGAGAACCCUGGAGAACGGCGUGAACGUUACAGUGUCCCAGAUCAACACAGUGCUCAGUGGAAGGACUAGACGUUACACAGACAUCCAGCUCCAGCAUGGCGCACUGUGUCUAAACACCCGUUAUGGGACCACCUUGGACGAGGAGAAAGCCCGCGUGCUGGAGCUGGCCAGGCAGCGCGCCAUAGCCCAGGCCUGGGCCAGGGAGCAGCAGAGACUGCAGGAUGGGGAGGAGGGCAUUCGCUCGUGGACAGAAGGGGAGAAGCAGCAAGUGCUAAACACAGGCCGGGUGCAGGGCUAUGAUGGCUACUUUGUGAUCUCAGUGGAGCAAUACCCAGAACUCUCAGACAGCGCCAACAACAUCCAUUUUAUGAGACAGAGCGAAAUGGGCAGAAGGUGACAGAGAGGGUCAAUGCGGUGACUUCUUGCCAAAGACAGCUACUCUUUUGUGGCCACUUACCUGACUGUGUUGUACUCAAUCCUUUUUCUAAACUGAACCUGGCUGGGGGAGGAAAAUAAAGAGAGAAAGAAUAUGGUUGCACUGUAACUCAUGCAACAUUCUUUUUUUUUUAUUUUAAAUUUGGCCUUCACAUGUUUUUUGCAAUGAACAGAAGGUAUAUUUUGCCGUAGUGUGAUCACAGUGAAAUUUACUGUCUCUUUGUCCUUUUUUCCCUUUUGUGAGGAAUUUAAAGUGGGGAGUUGUAAACGUACAUCCAUGGGUUACUUGGUGUGAAGUGAGAAAUGGGUGUCUGUGCUAACUUGUUUCAUCCUAAUCCUUUCUUAUUUGGGACAGGGACAGAUAGCCUUCGACCCGAAUAACAGCUCAGAAACGCUGGGCACGCUGGAAACGGAAGAUGACAAUGAUUCCAAAUCUCUCAAAGUGACUGUCUGAAUCGUGUGCCUCAAAAGAGAACUUACAAGGAGUUUUCAGCUUUCACUUGGGACAGAAAGUGUUUCUUGGGCUCCUGCUGCACAGAAGUAGAUUAUAGAGGCAAAAGGAGCUGGAUAUAUUAACUUGCAAGAUGAUUCUCUUCCUUCCUGAACUGGAAUUAAAAAAAACAGUCUUUUUCAUUA
Messenger RNA from Caretta caretta (loggerhead turtle), 10033 nucleotides. Lineage: Eukaryota; Metazoa; Chordata; Testudines; Cheloniidae. The record is from RefSeq and is a predicted model, not a curated record.